Molecule: messenger RNA, 897 nt
Organism: Wallemia ichthyophaga EXF-994
Lineage: Eukaryota; Fungi; Basidiomycota; Wallemiomycetes; Wallemiales; Wallemiaceae
Product: putative NADH pyrophosphatase
Exons: 2
Coding region: 1-897 (298 amino acids)
Biological process (GO): NADP+ catabolic process; NAD+ catabolic process
Cellular component (GO): cytosol
Molecular function (GO): NADH pyrophosphatase activity
Source: RefSeq, a predicted model, not a curated record
AUGUCCCAGAUCAAUCAGCGCUUUUUGGAAGGCUAUAGGCAGUCGAAAACUGUGGUGGCGUUGCUAGGCGUGAAGGAAAGCAUCGAUCAGAAGGCAAAUGAUCCACAAUAUACGCCUUCAGGAACUGUUUACUUUUGUUUCGACGCUUCUUCUUACCCCAAGGAGCAUUUCGAAUCUCAUGACGUAAAAUUCCGCGAUUCUCGCUCUUUGAUUGGCUAUCUCAAUCUACACGACUCAAAGAUUAUCGCCCAAGCGAGAUCUAUUGUGGAUUGGAAUUUACGACACAAGUACGAUUCUGGUUCUGGGAAACUCAAUUAUAGCUGCUGGGCAGGUUGGAAGCUCUGUUGCAGUUCUGUGUUUGAUAACCAGGAUCAACCAUCACAUAGCUGGAAAGGCGUUCAAAACUACCACUACCCACGCACAGACCCUGUUGUCAUUAUGGCUGUUUUGUCUCCAGACAGAUCAGCUAUUUUGCUCGGACGUAACAAGCGCUACGCCGGUGGUAUGUAUAGUUGCUUAGCUGGUUUUGUUGAGGUUGGUGAGACAUUUGAAGAGGCAGUCGCCAGGGAGGUGCAUGAAGAGGCUUGCGUGCGUGUUCUCGACGUGAAGUACUUCGCCUCCCAGCCAUGGCCAUAUCCAAGUUCACUCAUGACUGGAUUUUAUGCAAUCGCCGAUGUCAACAGCAACUAUGAGAUAUCUAGAACGGACUUAGACGGAGAAUUGGAAGACGCUAGAUGGUUCACACGCGAAGACGUUGAGGAGAUGGUAAAGCGCUCGCCUAUCAGUCUUGGUGAUAAGCCACCAGAUAAUGUUCCCUUCGUUCCAAACAAGCAUGCUAUCGCAGGUGAACUGAUUAGAAACUGGUUGGCUACUUUUGAAAAAAAGAGCGCAAUUUAA